AUGCCAUUACAUACGGUCGCUUUAGGAGCAGCGCUGACCCCGACAGUUAUCCAGACUCUGAUUGCGCAUUACCUGCAUCGCAAGUCCCAUCACAAGAAACCUACCGUUCAUAUCACUUACGAUGAAGGAAUCAAUGUCAUUCGUCAAUUUCUGUACUACGCGUCGAAACACCAAGUCGAGGACAUUCAGGCGUUUACAAGCCAAUCUGUCCCAAGCCCACAUUGGGUGAGAACAGAGACUGUCACCAUCCCCGAAAAUUAUCUCUCAACAGCCGGAGAUGUUCUUUGCAAACAAUUGGGGCCCAAGGGGAUCAUGCGUGUUGGGGGGCAGAGAUGGUGGCAAUGGCGAGGCCCUUCAGAGGAGCUCAAAGCGGAGUGGGUGGAAAUGCGCAGCCAUUACAAUUCCACCCAAAAGGCCGAUACACGCUGUAACCGGAUUAUGCUCUAUGUCCACGGAGGUGCCUAUUUCUUCGGGAGCGUUGACACACAUCGCUACAUGCUACAGCGCCACGCGCGCAAGCUGAAAGGUCGUAUUUUCGCCCCAGAUUAUCGUCUUGCCCCCCAGUUUCCUUUUCCAUGUGCCUUGCAGGAUUGUAUGGCCUCUUAUCUCUGGCUUUUGGAAACCUAUGAUCCUAAGGAAAUAAUCCUUGCCGGUGAUUCUGCGGGUGGCGGAAUGGUCUUGUCUUUGCUAGUUAUGAUGCGAGAUCAGGGCAUUGCUCUUCCAGCAGGCGCUAUCCUUAUCUCACCAUGGGUUGACUUGACACAUUCUUUCCCGAGUAUUGUCGAGGAUAAUCCUGGAGAUUAUAUUCCUCCCUGUGGUUUCAGGUAUAAACCCUCGAUAGCAUGGCCACCGCCAAAUGCCGACGAGCUGCUGAAAAUUAAGGAAUUAUCGCACAAAGAAACGGUGUCGGCUAAAGAAGUUGAGCAAACUGUUCCGGCAGCCAACAGCCUGGCAGAGGAAACCGCAAUUCGUGGAUAUACACUGCAUGAAAAGGUGGCACCUGGUACACGACCGGCUUAUCCCGGCGAGCAACAGAGCUCUGAUCCAAAAACCUUACAUGGAGAGCCGGAUAAUAUCCACGUGGUGUUGGGUGAAAAAACCAUUGAGAUCAAAGAUCAGAUUCAGAUGUACACUACCAAUCAAUUGAUCUCACACCCCCUGGUGUCCCCUGUUCUUCAGCCUUCCCUUGGUGGCUUACCGCCCCUCCAGAUUCUGAGUGGAGGGGGUGAAAUGCUCCGUGAUGAACAAUUCUACGUUGCUCACAAAGCCGCUGAUCCCACAGCCUACCAACCGAGCCACGUAUACCUUGAUGAAUAUGACCCAGAGCGAGAGACGUUGAAUAAGUAUGAGCCGACUUAUGUGCAGUUUCAAGUAUGGGAUAAUCUCUGUCAUGUGGCGCCGACCUUGAGUUUCACACGCCCCGCUAAGUACAUGUUUCGGGCGAUAUCCCAGUUUGGAUCUUGGGCGCUGGCUCGUGCACAAAAUGCCGAAGUUGAAAUUGUUGAUGAAGAAGCCCUCUCGCCCAUUUCGUCUAGUGAAACAGAAAGUUCAGAGGGCCUUCGGCACAUCCAUGGUUCAAACAAUCAAAGAACCGAUACCAAAAUGUCAUUCGUCGGCAAAGCAGGCGACCCCUUGCCGGCCUUCCACCAACAUAUGAUCCGUGAACGGGUUGACAGCCGCGGGAGAACCUAUCCGCUCGACCCUCAAUCGUCUUAUCCUGUCCUCAAUACUCCCCCAGAAGUUGUCGGUGCAGUGAAUCCCGAGCUUAUUCGCAAAUGGCUAGCUGCAAAGCAUGAAUGGGAUGUAAGAUUUUCCAAGGAAAAGCUGAAGGUUCAGAAUCAACGGAUCAGAGAGAUGUCGCACGGCUUUCAAGACUUCGAGGGCGAAUACCCAUCCCCAAGCUCCUUAGCAGCUCGUCGUGCUGCUCCGGGCGUCUUGCCGAAGCGUCACGCCAAGAAGAAUUAUGGCAUGAUGCUUUGGAGUGGCUGGGGCAGCAAGCAUGACGAACGAAGCAUGGAACGUGAGAAGGUUGCCGAGAAAUCUGGUCAUCCAUCGACUCGCACAAGCGUGGAUGCUGGGCAAGCAGGGCAGUGGUCUAGCCGGCCUGCGACCAAUGCUCACCAAGAUGGGUCUCAAAGAAAAUCUGCUGCCACAACAUCUCUCUCGAGUGGCACAGCAGGUAUAACAUGGGAUGCUGCAAAUGAGAAGAAUCCCCAAAAUGGGUCACGAUAUUUUGUCGACACUGAGUCAUCUUCUGCCCGACCUAUAUCUGCAAAAAGUAAUGGACCCAUUCUUCUACUUCCUGGCGUAGAUAACCGCAAAUUCACCGAAGAAAAUGCGAGCACACGAGCGUUGUUUCAUGCUGCAGGGACACUUCCUAUGACUUCAGACCUUUCUCUCUCCUAUACCCCAGGACGGCCAUCGUCAGUUGGAGGGUCAAUGGCUGACCGAAGCGAAUUUUUGUCCGAUGCUGGCGAAGAGACAAGUACUCUUGGUGGCGGCGAUACCAAUGGUGGCAUGACGCAUGAUGCAGCAAGCACGCGCGCCGUUCUCUCUGCCCGAGGGAUCAUUGCGCCUUUGAGCAACGGUGACACUGGCCGACUUUCUACCGAUACUGCAUCAACCCGUCAACAUCGGAAGUAG
Molecule: messenger RNA, 2643 nt
Organism: Penicillium angulare
Lineage: Eukaryota; Fungi; Ascomycota; Eurotiomycetes; Eurotiales; Aspergillaceae
Exons: 2
Coding region: 1-2643 (880 amino acids)
Molecular function (GO): hydrolase activity
Source: RefSeq, a predicted model, not a curated record